AUGGAUGCUACCAAUGAGUCUUCAGAGGGAGCCCCAUUCAUCCUGCUGGGACUGACAACAAGUCCUGAACAGCGGCGGCCUCUCUUUGGGUUAUUCUUGGUCCUGUAUGUAGCAGGCAUCCUGGGUAACGGACUCAUCGUGGCUGCCAUACGGGCCAGUCCAGCCCUUCGUGCACCCAUGUACUUCCUGCUGGCCCAUCUGUCCUUUGCUGACCUCUGCUUUACCUCCGUCACUGUACCCAAGAUGUUGGCCAACUUGUUGGCCCACGACCGCUCCAUCUCCGUGGCUGGCUGUCUGACCCAGAUGUACUUCUUCUUUGCCCUGGGUGUAACCGAUAGCUGUCUCCUGGCCGCCAUGGCCUAUGACCGCUAUGUGGCCAUCCGCCACCCCCUCCACUAUGCCACAAGGAUGUCCCGGGCCGUGUGCAAAGCCCUGGUGGGGACCGCAUGGCUGGUGUCCCACGUCCACUCCCUCCUGCAUAUCCUGCUUAUGGCCCGCCUGUCCUUCUGUGCCUCCCACCAUGUGCCCCACUUCUUCUGUGACCACCAGCCUCUCUUAAGGCUCUCGUGCUCUGACACCCGCCACAUCCAGCUGCUCAUCUUCACUGAGGGUGCCGCGGUGGUGGUCACUCCCUUCCUGCUCAUCCUUGCCUCCUACGGGGCCAUCGCAGCUGCGGUGCUCCGGCUGCCGUCAGCCUCCGGGAGGCUCCGGGCUGUGUCCACCUGUGGCUCCCACCUGGCAGUGGUGAGCCUCUUCUAUGGGACAGUCAUUGCAGUGUACUUCCAGCCCACAUCUCGGUAUGAGGCAGAGCGGGGCCGUGUGGCCACUGUCAUGUACACCGUAGUCACCCCCAUGCUAAACCCUGUGAUCUAUAGCCUCCGGAACCGUGACGUGCAGGGGGCACUCCGAGCCCUCUUCACCGGACGGAGGAUCUCAGCUGGCGACUCCUAA
Molecule: messenger RNA, 951 nt
Organism: Prionailurus viverrinus (fishing cat)
Lineage: Eukaryota; Metazoa; Chordata; Mammalia; Carnivora; Felidae
Product: olfactory receptor 1K1
Exons: 1
Coding region: 1-951 (316 amino acids)
Biological process (GO): G protein-coupled receptor signaling pathway
Cellular component (GO): membrane
Molecular function (GO): olfactory receptor activity; G protein-coupled receptor activity
Source: RefSeq, a predicted model, not a curated record